AAUUUAGGGUUCGGCAUAAUUUUGGCAAUGUGGUUAAGAUUUUUUGAUUGAAAUCAAAAUUUAACAAGAUAAAUUGUAGAAAUUAGUGUUUUUUAAAUUAUUUUUUUAUUUAUUUUUUGUACUUUGAGGCUGUGGUAACUAGUGACGACCGACCGCUGUGGACGCUUCUGGAACGACGCGGUCCAACCGUCUCUGUAGCCUGUUAGCCGACAAGAAGGACAAACAUUGAAGCUCUCGUCGAACAUGUUCGUGUAGCUACACAAAUAACACCCCGAGUGAUUUAAACACAGUUCUGUUAACGUAUCUACUAGUUCAUUUAAACGUAAUUGGCUUGUUAUUACAUUUGCAAAUGUGUUACCGAGCCCAGUAUUAGGCUAGUCGCUAAUGCUAAGUAGCUAGCUAGCUAACAUCCCUGACAAUGAGCUCACUAAGCUACUCUCCUCCUGCUAAUGAAGAGGAGAUCUGCUGGACGGAGAAAGCAGCUAUGGGGAUGAACAUUGUCGUUAAAGAGGAAGAAGAGGAGGAUAUUACAGUGAAAGGAACGGAAGAAGCUUGUCGAAUUAAAACGGAGGAAGAGGAGGAAGGGAUAGAGGCUGUCACGGUGAAAGAGGAAGAGGGGAUAGAGGUUGUCACGGUGGAAGAAGAGGUAGAAGCUUUCAGAAUGAAAGAUGAGGUAGAGGAGGAUAUCACAUUAAAAGAAGAACAUUUUGUAGUGAAAGAGGAGGAGACUGAAGAUCCGAUUAACACCAAUCUAAAAACGAGGCAAUAUGCAGUUUCCUGGCCCUCCCAGGGCUCUACAGUGAAGGAGGACAUCAGAAAGACACAGGGAGAAUCUAAUGUGACACCCGUGAGUCCCAGACAGUUUGGUGGUGAUGACGAUGCUAUUCACUGCGACGUGAAAGACAAGGAUUGGUUUCCUAGCAACAGGCUGAAGGCGGAGUCGGCUCCAGAGAGCCACACCCCAGAGCAGAGGGGGAGUGUUCAGGAGGUCCAGAGAAUUAGGAAUGAAGGAGGGUAUGUUUCUGAUCUGAGGUUCCUCCUCUUGGACUUUCUCCUCCACAACAUUUAUAGCAGGAGGUCCAGAGAACGAGAGGAAUCAAGAGUCCCCAGGUCGUGCCUCUCCCACUGUUGCCUUACUGUGGGGUCUGAAGAGGGUGUCUGUGCGGCUGGUCGACUGCAGGAAAACACCGGGUCUGCGUGGAACUGUGAGAGGAGAAGAAGAGGGAGAUUCAGAUUCAAGUGAAAGAACAGACUCAGAGGAGCCAGAGACGUCCAACCCAGCAGGACAACACCACUGCUCCCACUGUGGAAAGAGUUUUUCCCGGUUAGGGUCCCUGAAAAGGCACGAGAUGAUACAUACGGGAGAAAAGCCUUUCCACUGCUCCCAGUGUGGAAAGAGUUUUGCCAUGUUAUUUUGCCUGAAACGACAUGAGAUGAUACACACGGGAGAAAAGCCAUUCCACUGCUCCCAGUGCGGAAAGAGUUUUGCCCGGUUAUGGCAGCUGAAAAUGGAUGAGAGAAGGCACAGAGGAGAGAAGCCUUU
Molecule: messenger RNA, 1543 nt
Organism: Oncorhynchus keta (chum salmon)
Lineage: Eukaryota; Metazoa; Chordata; Actinopteri; Salmoniformes; Salmonidae
Exons: 5
Coding region: 419-1243 (274 amino acids)
Source: RefSeq, a predicted model, not a curated record